AUUUGUUUGUAGAAUUUAAGAUUUGACGGGCGACGCAUACAAACGUGAGACAAAGUUCGGGGUGCAGUUUGAGGGGUCUUCAUUUCAGGCCCAGACUGAGUAGCAAGCGUACUGGAAAAAGAGAGAAGAAGCUGAAGCCCAGGACGGCGAUGGGGCUCUCUAGUCUCUGUAUUAUUCUGGACGCAGCCUCGUUGAGGUCGUCGCUGACGCCCGACAACCAUCGUAUUAUACGACUCUGUUCUCCUAGUGUCCAGGCAGAAGCAAUAAAAGAAUUUUAAAAAGCUUCGGGUCCAUUCUCGCUGGCGCACGAAGUCUGUAGAGCCAUUAGUGUCUUCGAGCUCGAGUCUGUGCGUGCCGAGAGAGAGGGGAUGGCGAUGGUGGAGAGGACAUUGUGCGUGACCGGAGCUGGAGGCUCUCUUGCUUCGCGGGUCGUCAAGAUUCUUCUCUCCCAGGGCUACAUCAUCCUCUGCACAGUCAGAGAUCCCAGUGAUGCAAAGUAUGCUCACUUGAAGGAACUAGAUAAAGCAUCUGAGAAAUUGAGACUCUUCAAGGCGGAUUUACUUGAUUAUAAUUCGCUCCGCUUGGCAAUUGAAGGAUGCUGUGGGGUUCUCCAUGUUGCUUCUCCGGUCCCUUCCUCCUCUGUGUCAAACCCUGAGGUGAGAGUUUCCCCGGCAUAUAGCUUUGUGACUAUGUCAAAUCCCAAAGUUUUAUUUUCACAAACAGUGUUUAGAUGUUGAUGUGCAUGCGUUUGAAUCUAAAAGAAUGAAUAUAUACUGUUCAGAUGCGUACGUGGUAGCUUUUUAACACUGCUUGUGAAAACUGAAUUUACCAUUCGCUGCCUUCCUUACUUGGACCCAUUGUCUAUUCAAGUAUGAUGGUUCUAUACAUGCAAAUAAAAUGCCCCCUCUUAGUCCUGUGGAAUUAUAUCAAUGUAAGAGAAUAUGUAAAGAUGGGAUCAAGUCAAACUUGAUUAAGCUAGUAAGAAGCAGAAGGUUUGAGGUAUAGUCUAGACCAGUCAUCAAAAUGAAACCGAAAGACCGAAAAACAAGGUCUUGGUGAAAGUCAUUAGUCCUUGCGGAUCCGCCUCUCA
Messenger RNA from Rhodamnia argentea, 1090 nucleotides. RefSeq names its product cinnamoyl-CoA reductase 1-like. The transcript is spliced from 2 exons. Gene Ontology annotation, molecular function: oxidoreductase activity, acting on the CH-OH group of donors, NAD or NADP as acceptor. The coding region runs from base 369 to 737 and encodes 122 amino acids. NCBI's taxonomy places the organism in Eukaryota, Viridiplantae, Streptophyta, Magnoliopsida, Myrtales, Myrtaceae. The record is from RefSeq and is a predicted model, not a curated record.